This is a messenger RNA of Galleria mellonella (greater wax moth), 1002 nucleotides long. RefSeq lists its product as uncharacterized. Bases 133 to 945 code for a protein of 270 amino acids. The record is from RefSeq and is a predicted model, not a curated record. The transcript is spliced from 2 exons. NCBI's taxonomy places the organism in Eukaryota, Metazoa, Arthropoda, Insecta, Lepidoptera, Pyralidae.
UUCUGAACGAAACAUGGUUGCUAUGACAGCAUUGACAACCGUUUGAAUUGAACGUCAAUUUUAAUACAACAAAUUUCGUCGCAUAUAUUUAUCGUUGGAAAAUCGUUAAAAAUAUCUGAGAAAUCAAAAACAAUGCCCCCGCCAACAUCUAAAACUGUAAAAAUUAAGCGACCAUCAACAGUUAGUGCUGUAACUUCGUCAUCGCGCGGGAAAAAUGCGACAACGGCGAAAGAUAAAAACAUUGGUGCUCGUCCUAAAAAUAAUAAAAACACUACGGUAUUAGGCGAAGGGGACAUGACGAUGAUACGCCAAGAAGCUUCUGUACUUGAUUUCGAUGCUGAACACCGUCAAAUUGCUUACGGAAAGUUUUUACGCGCUAUGUUAGAAGAUUGCUUAGUAGACGAGAAAAUUGAAUUGGAAGAAACACAGAUGGAUAUACAAAUGGCACAAUUGGCGGAUAGGUUCCAGAAAACCGUGGAUUUAUUAGAUAAAACUAACAGGAGGCUGAAGGAUAUAUCCUUUAUAGUGGAACAGAAAAGGUUGCUAGAUUUAAAGAGUCAGGAUGCAUCACAGUUCUACUCUAUGACUGAUUCUUCGAAUGCUGAGGAAUUGCUCCAAAAUUUAUCUGCCACAGAACAAGCAUGUCUUGACAAACUGGAAACAAAAAAUAUUGAUUUUGGAUAUGAUAAAGAUACUGGGCAUAAACAGUUACUUGAUGCUGUGAAUGAAGCCAUUGAGGGAUUGGAACAGAUUAAAAAACAUUCAAAUUUGGACAUAGACAAGUUUAAAGAGUAUGAAAAAUCACAGACAAACAUAGAGGAAUUAGAAAAAGAUAGAUUCGAUUUGGAAAGUUUGAAAUCGGAAUUUGAGGCAAAGUUCCCAAAGUUCAAUGAGAGAUUACUAAAGGAAGUGUCUGAUAAAAUAUCCAAAGUGAUGGAUGAUUAAUUUAUAUUUUGUUACUUGAUCUCAAUUAAAAUUAAAUAAUAAUUGUUAUUAAAUAAA